Messenger RNA from Tripterygium wilfordii, 1377 nucleotides. Its product is annotated as putative GEM-like protein 3. NCBI's taxonomy places the organism in Eukaryota, Viridiplantae, Streptophyta, Magnoliopsida, Celastrales, Celastraceae. The transcript is spliced from 4 exons. The record is from RefSeq and is a predicted model, not a curated record. The coding region runs from base 120 to 1079 and encodes 319 amino acids.
CUAUCAAAAUCCACACCGGAAAAGCACAGGAGACACCAUUUCAAACCCGUCAGCGCGACGAAGAAGGCCACAGAAAGCCAAUACGUGUCAUGCGCCACCGCCUCUGAAUCUUAUAGGAGAUGGAACAGCCCAAGGAAGAGACCAAGACAGAGAGCGAGCAGAAGGCACCGGAGUCCGUGAUGACGCAGCACCCGAGCCCAAAAUCAGAUCCGAAGAGCGGGGAUCAGCAGCAGCAGCAGAAAGAAAAUAGUGCUCCGAGUGGGGACGGGAAUUGGGCCACUUUCGUGAUGGGAUCGGAGAAUACGUCGCAAGCUGAGACUGAGAAGCGGAGUCAGGUUAAGAAUGAGGUAUUGGAAUUCGCGAACAGUACGGGAUCCGUGAGGAAAUCGGUGUCCUGGAGCCCUGAAUUGGUGUCCGAAUCUGCUGCGCCCAAUACUCAUAGCCGCAAUGUCAUUGACGAGUCCAGUUCCUACGUUUCCUUCUCACCCGCGCCUGACUCUUCAUUCUCCUUCAAAGAAACGGUAGUGUCCGUCCGGGAUACGCUGGGGAGAUGGGGAAAAAGGGUCGUAGAAGCGACUAAGAAGGCCGAAGAUCUCUCAAGAAAUACCUGGCAACACCUGAAAACAAGCCCUAGUUUCACUGACGCUGCAUUGGGAAGGAUUGCUCAAGGAACAAAGGUUUUAGCAGAAGGUGGCUAUGAGAAGAUAUUUCGACAAACUUUUGAGACAGUACCUGAGGAGCAACUCCAAAAUUCGUAUGCCUGUUACUUGUCCACAUCAGCUGGUCCAGUCAUGGGUAUUUUGUAUGUUUCUUCAGCAAAGCUAGCAUUUUGCAGUGACAACCCUCUUCCAUAUAAAUCUGAUGGGAAAAAAGAAUGGAUUUCCUACAAGAUAGUUAUCCCGUUACCUCAACUUAAAGCAGUCAAUCCUUCAGCAAACAGCGCAAAUCCUGCUGAGAAAUAUAUUCAGGUCAUUUCUAUUGAUAGUCAUGAAUUUUGGUAUAUGGGCUUUUUGAACUAUGAUGGUGCUGCUCAAUGUUUACAGGAAGCUCUGCAAACCCAAAACUUACAAUCCGUAUGAUAGUUACCCUUUUCAAUUCAAGCUUUCACUCCGUGGUACUGCUUUUGGGGCAGUAUAUGAUGUGGUGCGCAGGCCCUUAUUUGGCAGCCCGUUUUCAUGUGCAAAUCGAACUAGGUAAUCAUAGAAAGUAGUAUAUUAGAUUUUUUUUUUGUAAGGAAAGGUAGAAAAUAAAUUGUUUAAAAAUAUAUACUAGAUGGUUUCUCAUAUGGAAUCAUGUAGCUGACUGCAAUUUUGUUUGGAAUAAAGUCUUUGAUGACGAUGACAAUGAUAUUUAGAAAAUGCACAUGGAUUCUUUUUU